Messenger RNA from Ictidomys tridecemlineatus (thirteen-lined ground squirrel), 4183 nucleotides. It is a transcript of the gene Ttc21a, whose product is annotated as tetratricopeptide repeat domain 21A. Gene Ontology annotation, cellular component: intraciliary transport particle A. Gene Ontology annotation, biological process: intraciliary retrograde transport; protein localization to cilium. The record is from RefSeq and is a predicted model, not a curated record. Lineage: Eukaryota; Metazoa; Chordata; Mammalia; Rodentia; Sciuridae. Gene Ontology annotation, molecular function: protein binding.
CAAGGACGCUCGUGCCUUCGACUUCCAGCCAGGAGAGGCGUGCCCAGGACCCUGACCCUGGAAUCCAGCUCUGCACCGCCCUACCAGAGCCGGACUCGCCGCCGCGAGUGGCCGGAGAUGAGCAGCAAUGAUUCUUCUCUUAUGGCUGGGAUCAUUUACUAUAGCCAGGAAAAGUACUUCCACCAUGUGCAGCAGGCUGCAGUUGCGGGCCUGGAGAAAUUCAGCAAUGACCCCGUGUUGCAUUUCUUUAAAGCCUAUGGAGUCCUCAGAGAAGAGCGCAUCCAGGAUGCCAUCAGUGACCUGGAGAGCAUCCGGAAUCACCCAGACACAUCCCUUUGCUCCAUCAUGGCCCUCCUUUAUGCUCACAAAAGCUGUGAAACCAUUGAUCGAGAAGCAAUUCAGGAGCUGGAGAGCAGCCUGAAGGAAAUACGCAGGACAGCCCCUGAGACAGCCCUGUACUAUGCUAGCCUCUUCCUCUGGCUCAUGGGCUACCACGACAAGGCCAAGGAGUAUAUCGACCACUUUCUGAAGGUCUCCCACAGCUCCAGAGAGGGCUACGUGCUCAAAGGCUGGGUAGAACUCACCUCGGAUAAACCUCACAUUGUGAAGAAAUCCAUCAAGUACCUGGAGCAAGGAAUUCGGGACACCAAAGAUGUGCUGGGGCUGAUGGGAAAGGCAACAUACUUAAUGAUGCAGCAGAACUACUCAGGGGCCCUGGAAGUGGUGAACCAGAUCACUCUGGCCUCUGGGAACUUUCUGCCCGCCCUCAUCCUGAAGAUGCGCCUGUUCUUGGCUCGGCAGGACUGGGAACAGGCAAUAGAAACAGGGCACAGAAUCCUUGAAAAAGAUGAAAGCAAUAUUGAUGCCUGUCAGUUACUAGCUGUGCAUGAACUUGCAAGAGAAGGAAACAUGACCAUAGCUGCUGAUCACGUCAGAAAUCUGAUUAAAGUGUUAGAAAUGAGAGAGCCCCAAAAUCCAAGUCUCCACCUUAAAAAAAUUAUUGUGAUUAACAGACUGUGUGGGAACCACCGGGUGAUUCUGCAGCUAGUGAGUAGCUUCAUUGAACGCAUCUUCUUGGCCUCCCCCUCCUGUGCCCCUGUGGCCACAGAGCUGGGCUACCUCUUCAUCCUGCAGAACCAAGUGAAGGAGGCAUUUCUGUGGUACUCGGAGGCCAUGAAACUGGAUGAGAACAGCAUGGCUGCCUUGACAGGAAUCAUCUGGUGCCAGAUCUUAAAAGGCCACCUGGAAGAGGCUGAGCACCAGCUGGAAUUCCUGAAGGAGGUGCAGCAGUCCCUCGGGAAGUCUGAGUUGCUGGUUUUCCUCCAAGCCCUUUUGGCAUCCAAGAAGCAUAAGGGGGAGCAGGAGGCCACGGCGCUUCUGAAGGAGGCAGUGGAGCUGCACUUCUCCAGCAUGCAGGGCCUGCCCCUGGGCCCCGAGUACCUCGAACAGCUAGACCCCCUCUUCCUGGUCUGCAUCGCCAAGGAAUACUUGCAUUUCUGCCCCAAGCAGCCCAGGGCACCAGGCCAGAUCCUGUCUCCACUUCUUAAACAAGUCACUGUGAUCUUGAGUCCUGUCGUGAAAGCAGUCCCAGCCAUGAUGGAACCCCUCUUUGUGAUGGCUCAGGUCAAGUAUCUUUCAGGGGAGCUGGAGAAUGCCCAGAGCGUCCUGCAGCGUUGCCUGGAGCUGGACCCCACGUCUGCGGAUACCCACCUCCUCAUGUCCCAGAUCCACCUGGCUCAGGGCAACUUUGCCAUGUGCUCCCACAGCUUAGAGCUGGGUGUCAGCCACAACUUUCAGGUCCGAGACCACCCCCUCUACCACUUCAUCAAGGCCAGGGCUCUCAACAAAUCUGGAGACCAUCCAGAGGCCAUCAAGACGCUGAAAAUGAUCAUGAAACUUCCAACUGUGAAGGUGGAGGAAGGCAAGAAGUUUCGUGGGUCCCCCUUGCCGCCCAGAGAGCGAGUGUCCAUCCUGCUGGAACUGGCAGAUGCCCUCCGGCUGAAUGGGGAGCUGCAUGAGGCCACCAAGGUCAUGCAAGAUGCCAUUAAUGAAUUCAGUGGUACACCAGAGGAGAUCCGCAUCACUAUUGCCAACGUGGACUUGGCCCUAAGCAAGGGCAACGUGGACAUGGCAUUGAGUAUGCUGAGGAACGUCACGCCCAAGCAGCCCUGCUACAUGGAAGCCAAGGAGAAGAUGGCCAGCAUCUACCUGCAUACCCGCAAAGACAUCCGCCUCUACAUUGGAUGCUACCGGGAGCUCUGUGAACAUCUGCCCGGCCCCCAUACCAGCCUGCUUCUUGGUGAUGCUUUCAUGAACAUUCAGGAACCUGAAAAGGCCCUAGAGGUCUAUGACGAGGCCUAUAGGAAGAACCCCCACGACGCCUCCUUGGUCAGCAGGAUUGGGCAAGCUUAUGUGAAGACCCACCAGUAUGCCAAGGCAAUUAAUUAUUAUGAGGCUGCCCAGAAGAUUAGUGGGCAGGACUUUCUGUGCUGUGAUCUGGCUGAACUGCUCAUGAAGCUAAAGAAGUUCAACAAAGCAGAAAAAGUUUUGAAACAGGCCCUGGGACGUGACUUUGCCAAAGACUUCCCAUCCAUGAUGAAUGAUGUUAAGUGCUUGCUUCUGCUGGCAAAAGUUUACAAGAACUAUAAAAAAGAAGAUGUGGUAGAUACUUUGAACAAGGCCUUGGACCUCCAGUCUCGGAUACUGAAGCGGAUUCCACUGGAGCAACCAGAAAUGAUCCCCUCCCAGAAGCAAAUGGCAGCCUUCAUCUGUAUCCAGUUUGGGGAGCACUACUUGGCAGAGAAGGAAUAUGCCAAGGCAGUGCGUUCUUAUAAGGAUGCCCUCUCCUACUCACCCAUUGACAAUAAAGUACUGUUGGAGCUGGCACACCUCUACCUGCUCCAGGGACACCUGGACCUGUGUGAGCAGCAAUGCACUACCCUCCUGCAGACAGAGAAGACCCAGGAGAGCGCCUCUGUGAUGAUGGCUGACCUGAUGUUUAGAAAACAGAAAUAUGAAGAGGCCAUCAAUCUAUACCAACAAGUCCUGGAGAAAGCGCCAGACAAUUUUUCGGUAUUGAAUAAAUUAAUUGAUCUGCUACGAAGAAGUGGCAAACUUGAAGAGGCACCUGCCUUCUUUGAAUCAUCCAAGAGGAUAUCCAGUCGGGUACCUUUGGAACCAGGAUUCAACUACUGCAAAGGCAUCUACUCUUGGCACGUAGGGCAGCCCAACGAAGCCUUGAAGUUCCUAAACAAAGCUCGGAAGGACAGCACUUGGGGCCCGUAUGCCACUUACUAUAUGGUGCAGAUCUGUCUAAACCCAGACAACGAGCUUGUGGGUGGAGAGGCUUUUGAGAACCCGAUGACUGAAAGCAACUCCACCAACAGGAAGGAAUUGGAGCAGCAUGGGGUGCGCACGGCAGAGAAGCUGCUGCGCGAGUUCUACCCUCACUCUGCCUUUGACCAGACCCAGCUGAGGCUCCUACAGAGCCUUUGCCUGAUGGCCACCAGGGAGAAGGCGAACGUGGAGGUGGCACUUGGUGCCUUCAUCGAGAUGGCACAGGCGGAGAAGGACAACACCCCUGCCCUGCUGGCCAUGUCGCAAGCCUACAUGCUACUGAAGCAAAUUCCCAAGGCACGUACCCAGCUGAAGCGCCUAGCCAAGGUCGCUUGGUCGCUGGCCGAGGCCGAGGACCUGGAGAAGAGCUGGCUCCUGCUGGCGGACAUCUACUGCCAAGGCGGCAAAUACGACCUGGCCUCGGAGCUACUGCGGCGCUGCAUUCAGUACAACAAGUCCUGCUGCAAGGCCUAUGAGUAUAUGGGCUUCAUCAUGGAGAAGGAACAGUCCUACAAGGACGCAGCCACCAACUACGAGCUGGCCUGGAAGUAUAGUCAUCAUGCCAACCCCACCAUUGGUUUCAAACUUGCUUUCAACUACUUGAAGGACAAGAAAUUUGUGGAAGCCAUUGAAGUCUGCCACAGUGUACUCAUGGAACACCCCAACUACCCCAAGAUCAGAGAGGAGAUUUUGGGAAAAGCCCAAGGGUCGCUGAGGAUCUAGCUGUGGUCUGAGGGACUCUGGGCCAAUGGAAACCGUAAACCUUGAGCAGUUUCCUGGAGGGGGUGGGAAGUGGGUUAUUGGAGAAGAAAUUCAGAAAAUAACAUAUUCUUUCCUAUUUCUAUUA